This is a messenger RNA of Chondrus crispus (carragheen), 1003 nucleotides long. RefSeq lists its product as hypothetical. The record is from RefSeq and is a predicted model, not a curated record. The coding region runs from base 1 to 957 and encodes 318 amino acids. Gene Ontology annotation, molecular function: S-adenosylmethionine-dependent methyltransferase activity. NCBI's taxonomy places the organism in Eukaryota, Rhodophyta, Florideophyceae, Gigartinales, Gigartinaceae. The transcript has 2 exons.
AUGGCACCUGCAGCGAAUCCUGCGUCACCGCCAGGCGCGCCUCCAAAUCGCAAGAACCCCUUCCAGGACCCGGAAGCAAUGGCCGCCAUGGGUCUGGAGCGCACCAAAAAUAAGACUGGCUUCAUGUACCUCCGAAUCGGGGAGUCCGCAACGCACUGGCUCAACAGUCUCCCCCAUUCCUCCAGCCCACUCCUCGACUUGGGCGCCGCGUAUGGCGUCCACACGCUUCACGCGAUGAAGGCGGGGCGAGACGUCAUCGCUGUCGAUAUGGAACAAGCGCACAUAGACGACCUUCGCGUACGUGCAGAUGAUUAUGCCAAGUCUGUGGUCGUGCAGGAUAACACGGGGCCUGGCAAGCUCGUCAGAGCAACGGUCGCUACUUUGCCUGAUCCUUCCGUCUGUGCCGAGGAAUCUGUGGCUGGCGUCUUACUGUCUGAGGUGAUACAUUUCAUGAGGCCCGGACAGCCCCAAGUCGUGUUCAGCGAUAUCUUCCGUUGGCUCGAACCCGGUGGUCGUCUUGUCGUCACCACAGCAGCCUCACAGGGUCCAAAGGUCGCAGAAUUUGUAAACAAGGCUGGCUUCAAAUUGAAUGGUGAACGCAAUGUGGAAGAGGCUAUCGAUAUGAUAUCUACCGCAUCAGGACCAGAGCUUGUCAAGGCAGCUCCGACAUUCCUGGAAUUGCCUCAGGACUCCCCGAUGAGGAAAUUCGUUUGCGGUGUCUUGUACCUCAUGAGCACCAAAGAAGUUGAGACGAUGGCGAAAGAAGCCGGGUUCAAAGUCGAGAGAUGCCGUUACGUAACCACGGGAAAGUACCCUGACAAAACGAUUAAAGGUGAAACAGUCCUGUUGGUUGCGAAAAAACCCGACCCUGCAAAGCGGGAUAGGAAUAUCAGGACUGCUGCCGCUGUUGCUGUGGCCGCCGCAAGCUCACUAGCAGUGUAUCAUCUCGCCCGGUAGCUGCUGCCUCCAUAAUCGAAUAAAAGAAUUAUUACACAAGUAAAAA